AUGUACAUGAACGUCUUCCGCAUCUUGGGCGACGUGUCCCAUACGGCGUCCAAAUGCAUUCUGAUAUAUGCCAUUCAUUCCAACCAGAGUGCCGAAGGGGUUUCCCUCAUCACCCAGAUCCUCUACAUCGCCGUCUUCUGCACCCGAUACCUUGACCUGUUCUGGGUCCGACCGUCCUUGUCCUGGUGGAAUUUCAUCCUCAAGAACUUUUACAUUUGGUCGUCCAUCUACAUCAUCGUUUUGAUGACCCGAGUGUACGCGCGGACACGCGAGCGAGAAAAGGCCUGGAAAUGGGGAGCCUACGCAGCCGGUGCCUCUCUGGUUGCCGCUCCCCUGGUGUCGCUCAUCUUCAACGGUUGGCGGGCUACCACAUUCGUCGAGGUGCUCUGGACAUUCUCCAUCAUCCUCGAAUCCGUCUGUGUGUUGCCCCAGCUCCUCCUCCUGCGGCAGACCACCGUGCCCACGGUGAUUGACUCGUUUUACCUCGUCACCCUCGGUUCUUAUCGGGCCUUCUACCUCCUCAAUUGGAUUUACCGCACCUUUACCCCGUCGAAACCAGAUGCUAUUUCUGUCAUCUUCGGCAUUGUUCAGACUGCCUUCUAUCUCGAUUUCGCCUGGGUGUACUGGACGAGACAACGGGUCAAACUCAGAGGAGGCACAGUGGUGGAUACAGAUGAUCUGCGAAAGGGCUGGCUGGUGGACAGGGUGAUCAAUCAUGCCGUGCAGGAAGGCGAGGAAGAUGCGGAAGCCGGCCCUGAGGAGCCCAAUGGCCCGGCGCAGCCACCCAAGGCCAACCGGUGGGGACGACGGGGGAUUUCAAUUUCAGCAGACGACACACUGCAUGAGCAUGACAAGAGCAAGAAUGGAGCAUCCAAGCCAUCCAUCUCAGAGGAGGAUCCCAUCCUGGAUGAUGAUGACGCCUUCGCGUCAGACGGGGAGGACGAUGUACCCAAGCUGGGCGACCCGGAGAACCAGAUGCUGAACAGCCACGACGAAUGGCGAACCAGUUCACCCUCCCGCAAGUGA
Molecule: messenger RNA, 1026 nt
Organism: Capronia epimyces CBS 606.96
Lineage: Eukaryota; Fungi; Ascomycota; Eurotiomycetes; Chaetothyriales; Herpotrichiellaceae
Exons: 2
Coding region: 1-1026 (341 amino acids)
Biological process (GO): protein retention in ER lumen; endoplasmic reticulum to Golgi vesicle-mediated transport
Cellular component (GO): membrane; cis-Golgi network; endoplasmic reticulum
Molecular function (GO): ER lumen protein retrieval receptor activity
Source: RefSeq, a predicted model, not a curated record